This is a messenger RNA of Carlito syrichta (Philippine tarsier), 2538 nucleotides long. RefSeq names its product GTP binding protein 1 (gene GTPBP1). Gene Ontology annotation, molecular function: GTP binding; translation elongation factor activity; GTPase activity. Gene Ontology annotation, biological process: translational elongation. The record is from RefSeq and is a predicted model, not a curated record. The transcript is spliced from 12 exons. The coding region runs from base 229 to 2238 and encodes 669 amino acids. NCBI's taxonomy places the organism in Eukaryota, Metazoa, Chordata, Mammalia, Primates, Tarsiidae.
UUUGGACUUCAUUAAUUAUUCAUCAGGUACUGGAAAGGGCUGAAGCGAUUGGUGGUUGAGGGGCCUACAAGAUUGUUUCUCCGCUAGAGGUACGUGUCGCCCAGUACGCGGCUGAAGAAGUUCCGCAUAAAUUAUUCAGAUAAGGGAAGGGGCGGGGCAACGCAUAUAUUAGUUAAAUGAGCCGUGGAGGGAGGGAAGCCGGCAGCGAAUUAGCCUAAGUUAUUAAAGAUGGCGGCGGAGCGCAGUCGCUCCCCGAUGGACUCGCCAGUCCCGGCCUCUAUGUUCGCUCCCGAACCAAGCUCCCCGGGGGCGGCCAGGGCCGCGGCGGCCGCCGCCCGGCUUCACGGCGGCUUCGACUCGGACUGCAGCGAGGACGGCGAGGCGCUCAACGGCGAGCCGGAGCUGGACCUCACCAGCAAGCUGGUUCUAGUGAGCCCUACAUCAGAGCAGUAUGACAGCCUACUUCGGCAGAUGUGGGAGAGGAUGGACGAGGGAUGCGGAGAGACCAUAUAUGUCAUUGGGCAGGGAUCAGAUGGGACUGAGUACGGGCUAAGUGAAGCUGACAUGGAGGCCUCCUAUGCCACAGUGAAGAGCAUGGCAGAACAGAUAGAGGCUGAUGUCAUUCUCCUGCGAGAACGUCAAGAAGUUGGAGGCCGAGUGCGUGAUUACCUGGUCCGGAAACGAGUAGGAGACAAUGACUUUCUGGAGGUCAGGGUAGCAGUUGUAGGCAACGUGGAUGCUGGCAAAAGCACACUUCUGGGGGUCCUGACACAUGGGGAGCUGGACAAUGGCCGAGGCUUUGCCCGCCAGAAACUCUUCCGUCACAAACAUGAGAUUGAAUCUGGUCGCACCAGCAGCGUGGGCAAUGACAUUCUGGGCUUUGACAGUGAAGGCAAUGUGGUGAACAAGCCCGACAGCCAUGGCGGCAGCCUGGAGUGGACAAAGAUCUGUGAGAAGUCCACUAAGGUUAUCACCUUCAUUGACCUGGCUGGCCAUGAGAAGUACCUGAAGACCACCGUCUUUGGCAUGACUGGCCACUUGCCUGACUUCUGUAUGCUCAUGGUGGGCAGCAAUGCUGGCAUCGUGGGGAUGACCAAAGAGCACCUGGGCUUGGCACUGGCACUCAAUGUACCUGUCUUUGUGGUAGUCACCAAGAUUGACAUGUGUCCUGCCAACAUCCUGCAAGAAACGCUGAAGCUGUUACAGCGCCUACUGAAAUCACCAGGUUGCCGGAAGAUCCCCGUUCUGGUGCAGAGCAAGGACGAUGUGAUUGUCACAGCCUCCAACUUCAGCUCUGAGAGGAUGUGCCCGAUAUUCCAGAUCUCCAACGUUACAGGCGAGAACCUAGAUCUGCUGAAGAUGUUCCUCAACCUUCUCUCACCCCGUACCAGCUACAAGGAGGAGGAGCCUGCUGAGUUUCAGAUUGAUGACACCUACUCUGUCCCAGGUGUGGGAACAGUAGUAUCGGGGACAACACUGAGGGGCCUGAUCAAGUUGAAUGACACUCUGCUGUUGGGCCCAGACCCCCUGGGUAACUUCCUGUCCAUUGCUGUCAAAUCAAUCCAUCGCAAGCGCAUGCCUGUCAAAGAGGUGCGGGGGGGCCAGACGGCAUCCUUCGCCCUGAAGAAGAUCAAGCGCUCAUCCAUCCGGAAGGGCAUGGUGAUGGUUUCCCCACGCUUGAAUCCACAAGCCUCCUGGGAGUUUGAGGCCGAGAUUCUCGUCCUCCACCACCCCACCACGAUUAGCCCGCGCUACCAGGCCAUGGUGCACUGUGGGAGCAUCAGGCAGACGGCCACCAUUCUGAGCAUGGACAAGGACUGUCUGCGCACUGGGGACAAGGCCACUGUACACUUCCGCUUCAUCAAGACUCCUGAGUACCUGCACAUAGACCAGCGGCUGGUGUUCCGGGAAGGCCGCACCAAGGCUGUUGGCACCAUCACGAAGCUCCUCCAGACCACCAACAACUCCCCGAUGAACUCCAAGCCCCAGCAGAUUAAAAUGCAGUCAACGAAAAAGGGUUCCCUGACCAAACGAGAAGAGGGGGGCCCUUCGGGUGGGCCAGGAAUAGGAGCCCUCCCAGCUGGAGAUGAAGCUUCUUCUCUAGGGACUGGGCAACCAGCUACAUCUAGCAGUCUCCAGCCACAGCCCAAGCCCAGCAGCGGGGGCCGGCGACGAGGGGGCCAGCGCCACAAAGUGAAGUCCCAGGGGGCCUGUGUGACUCCUGCCAGCGGCUGCUGAAUCUUCUCCUGGCCCACCCCCACCACCCAAGGGGUCCUCACACUCUGGUCACUGCUCCACCAGAGGGCAGAGCAGCUCUGACCACCAUCCACCCUCUCCCUCAGGCCACAGCCAGAGCCUCCACAUUGCCCCCACCCCCGUUUUCCAGGGGGAUUAUAAUUUAUAAGCUGAGAAAGGAGGCCAGACUUCUGGAGGACUGACCAUUUCCCACCGUCUUCACUGGCUUUUUCCUCACUCACAUUUUUUGUACAUCUGGGCCCUUAGUUUUUAUUCUGUUUAUUAUAUGUCUCUGUCUCUCUC